Molecule: messenger RNA, 2368 nt
Organism: Heteronotia binoei (common prickly gecko)
Lineage: Eukaryota; Metazoa; Chordata; Lepidosauria; Squamata; Gekkonidae
Gene: CFAP99
Product: cilia and flagella associated protein 99
Exons: 16
Coding region: 164-2131 (655 amino acids)
Source: RefSeq, a predicted model, not a curated record
AGGGGGAGCGGCAGAGCGGACGGAGAGCAGCCCGCGGGGCUGGCGGGAAGGAGCCGGGGAACCGGGAGCGGCAUGGCCCGCGCUCGCUGUCCGCCGUGCCGGCGCUUUGCAGAGCACAGUUGACACAGCUCUUUAAUGGUUUACAAAACUCUGCAAAGAAAAGAUGGCUGGCCAGUUGAAACAUAUUGUAAUAGUGAUCCAACAGCUUAAUCAAUUCAGUCCUGAAAAUGCGUGUGUUCAGGAUUUCUUGGAUAAAUCAGCAAAGGAUUUAAAAAGCUUUAAUGUCGACGAUGAAACCUUUUUGAUGGAGAUUUUGUCUGGUUGUAUAGAAUAUAAACCUUUAUUGGAUGUGGUAGUCAAUGCAUUUUAUAUCCGUGAUGGAAAACAUUGUAUGUUGUCUGAUCGUAAUCUGUAUGUUGUUGUCUGUUAUCUGGCCACUUUUCAGCUGGAGGGGCUUGGGCUUCAGCAGUUCAGCAGAAUGGUCAAGUCACUGAAUGCUGCUAAGAUAUGUAAGUUUCUCAGGUUCUUUUUCAAUCUCAUGAAUCUGAGCACAUGGAUAAAGGACGAGUGGAGCCAGAUAUAUGAUUCUGCUUAUGUAACAACUACUUGGAUGGAACCACUGCUGAGAUGGCAACCCAAAGUGCAACAACUUAUUGAUCAACUUGAUGAAAAACUAGCAAAUGAUAUUUCUUCAUCGUUAAAGACAACUGAGCCAAAGGAUUUUAACUUGACAGUCCCUAAUCCACGACCUGUGCUGAUCCCUGAGCUAAUUACACAAACAAAAUAUACUAAGCAUGUUCCUGAGGCCAUUUAUAAACCUCCUAAACUGGAGCAGUACCUCAAAGAAAUCAAACUGAAGAAUCGCCAGAAAGCAGAGGAGCUGUUGCUUGAAGCAAAUGUUAAUAGCUUCUCUUGUGCGGCCCCGAAGCCUGAAUAUAAAAGCAUAAUUAUAAAUGAGACACCAAAGCUUGCAGAGAGAUUUCGGGCUCAGAAGAUUAAAGGAAAGACAGACAACGCAUCUAUUAAGUUAAAUGCGACAGCAAUCUUAAGAGAAGGUGUCCUGUAUCAACGAAAAGUGGAACAGGAAUUAAACAGACUUGAACAUCUUCUGCGAGGAGCUCGGGAUCCAUCUGAAUUCCUGGACUGGCAAAAGCAAAUGCGUGAGAAUGACCUGCAUCAGCGGCUGGCAGAAGCCGAGUGCAGGAGGCUGCAAGGGAAGCUGAGCUAUGAGGAGGCCAUUCUAGCCCAUCAGAACUGUGCUCAGAAAAACCAGGAAAAGGCUGAACAGGAGAGAUUAGAGGAAGUGAAAAUACAGCAACAAUUAAAAGAAGUGCGCGUUCAGGAAGAACGGGAAAAAAAGAAACUGGUGCAGCAGGUGGCAGAAGGACGCAAAAAUGCAAAGCAAGCCCUGGCAAAGCUCCAAAAAUACAAGCAUCAAAUAGCUCAGGAAGUGUCUGAAGAAAGUCGGGGACUCCUCCUUCAAGUUUUAGAACGAGAAGAGGAGCAAUUCAAAAAAAGAUGCGAAUUGAUUCAAGAAAUAAGAGCUAUGGAGUACCUGCCGUUCCGUAAAAACAAAUUUGUAGAUUUGACACAGACAGCCAACCAUGGCGUUUUUGGUGAAAUGUCAAUAGUGGAACUGCAAGAACGCUUAGCCUUGCUGAAGGAAGCGCAAAAGAAGGCAGAAGAGGAGAAGAGGGAUUCAAUAAUACGUGAAAAAUGUGAUAAGGAACAGCUCCUUUUAGACAAACUGGAGCAGAUCUCCAUGUUCAGAGAAGCAUUUGGAAGGACAGCCGCACUAAAACAGGAGGAAAAGAAAAUCAAGCCUCAGCUGAGUGAGGGCGUUCUGAAAGAUGAACGCGUUUUGGAUCUACAGAAAAAGAUUGCCGAAAAAUCCAAGGAACGUAAAAUGCAGAACCAGAACCUCACGAGUGUUUUCUCAAAGUACAACGAAAGGUCAAAGAAGUUACCAAGAAAAUGUCUGCAAGAAGAUUACUGGAAGGAGUUAGAAGAAAGUCGGCAGCAGCAGUUCAAGACGCUUCAGCAAGAGCUCAUGUCCAGAGAAGUCGCUCAAAACACAAUGGCGCGCGAGGCCAGUAGAGCUGGAACCACCGUUUGUAUAUUGCGUUCCUAAGCAGACAAAACUGUUUCUUGCACAUUUCUGUUGACAUGACAUGGCAAUAAUACAAUAUCAGCCUUUCAACUCCAUUUCUGGAGUUGCCCAUAGAGAUACUGGAAAGUAGUUUUAAAACCGAAUACGCCAUUCUACUAAACUUAUUAGCAGAUGAUCUUGUUUCACGCCAGUUCACGCUUUGUUAUCUGAUCAGAGCCUUAACUUGACAUACAUAGUUGCAUAUAAAAAUGGGGAAUG